Molecule: messenger RNA, 1849 nt
Organism: Manduca sexta (tobacco hornworm)
Lineage: Eukaryota; Metazoa; Arthropoda; Insecta; Lepidoptera; Sphingidae
Product: tubulin beta chain
Exons: 12
Coding region: 311-1666 (451 amino acids)
Biological process (GO): microtubule cytoskeleton organization; mitotic cell cycle
Cellular component (GO): microtubule; cytoplasm
Molecular function (GO): structural constituent of cytoskeleton; GTP binding; GTPase activity
Source: RefSeq, a predicted model, not a curated record
AUACAUGCGACAAAAUUAAUUUUAAUUUUGUCUACAGCUCGUGUUUUAUAAAAAAAAUUCGAGGUAUUUUUACGCUGUGGUAAUAUUUUUCUACAACUGAGUGUAAAUAAGUGCAUUAGUGAAUGUGUAUCGUUGGCCACUUUAUCGUUAUCAGUGCAUUAUCAAAUUUAAUGUGAAUUGUGAUAAGGUGAUAAGGAUUUGUUACAUCACCGUAUUCUUACAAUUUCAAGUCGAAUUUUGUAUUGGAGAGGUUAGUUAAAAGUAACCUCAUUUUUCGCGGAAAGUGCGUGUUAAACCUCUGUGUGUGAAAAUGAGGGAAAUUGUCCAUGUCCAAGCUGGGCAGUGUGGAAACCAGAUCGGCACUAAGUUUUGGGAGAUCAUUUCCGAUGAGCAUGGUAUAGACACAGACGGAAUUUUCAAAGGAGAGAGCGACUUGCAGUUUGAGAGGCUCAAUGUCUACUACAAUGAAGCAAGCAGUGGCAAGUACGUGCCCCGCGCGGUUCUGGUGGACCUCGAACCUGGUACCAUGGAUUCCGUGAGGUCCGGCCGGUACGGGCAACUGUUCCGCCCUGACAACUUCGUAUUUGGACAGAGCGGUGCUGGUAACAAUUGGGCCAAGGGACACUACACCGAAGGUGCUGAACUCGUGGACUCCGUGCUGGACGUCAUCAGAAAGGAGGCUGAAACCUGCGACUGUCUCCAAGGGUUCCAGCUAGCCCACUCUCUGGGCGGCGGCACCGGGUCGGGACUCGGGACGCUCCUCCUUAGCAAGAUCCGGGAGGAAUACCCUGACAGGAUCAUGAAUACCUUCAGCGUAGUACCCUCGCCUAAGGUGAGUGAGGUAGUCCUCGAGCCGUACAACGCGACCCUGUCGGUCCACCAGCUAGUCGAGAACACAGACAUGUCGUUCUGCAUCGACAACGAGGCGCUGUACAACAUCUGCUUCAGGACCUUGCGCCUCAGCAGCCCGAGUUAUGGCGACCUCAACCAUCUUAUAUCCUUGACCAUGUCCGGGGUGACCACGUGCCUACGUUUCCCGGGGCAGUUGAACGCUGAUCUGAGGAAGCUGGCGGUCAACAUGGUGCCGUUCCCUCGACUUCACUUCUUCAUGCCAGGAUUUGCUCCUCUAACCGCCAGGAACUCAGUUAAUUACCGACCACAAACUGUUCCCGAGUUGAUGAGCCAAAUGUUCAACGCGGGUAACAUGAUGACAGCGGCGGACCCGCGGCACGGACGCUACCUCACCGUCGCCACCAUGUUCCGCGGUCGCAUGUCGAUGCGAGAGGUGGAUGAUCAGGUCUUGGCUGUGCAGAAUAAGAACUCCAGCUACUUCGUGGAAUGGAUCCCGAACAACCUGAAGGUGGCCGUGUGCGACGUGCCCCCGCGCGGCUUCAAGAUGUCCGCCACGUUCAUCGGCAACACCACGGCAAUACAGGAGAUCUUCAAACGUAUCUCUGAACAGUUCACAGCCAUGUUCAGACGAAGGGCGUUCCUCCACUGGUACACAGGGGAGGGCAUGGACGAGAUGGAAUUCACCGAGGCGGCUAGCAACAUGACCGACCUCAUCUCUGAGUACCAGCAGUACCAGGAGGCCAAUGUGGACGAUGACGACGCAGUCUUCGAUGAGGAGGAGGAGCUGGCGCACGAGGAUUCCAUACCGGCUUGACUAGAAUAGGUUUAGAUAUAAGAUAAGCUUCUAGUGCCUCGGUAAUAUUCUUAUAGGAAUUUGUUAACACCCUACCCAGAGCGAACAGCCUUGAGCAUUCGUUGCAUAUAUUUUCGGCGCAUAAACUACGGCGGGAAUAUGUAGAUGUACGAAUAAAUAAAAAAUAAAUUUUAGUUUUUUUUU